This is a messenger RNA of Macadamia integrifolia, 1978 nucleotides long. RefSeq names its product 4-hydroxybenzoate polyprenyltransferase, mitochondrial. The transcript is spliced from 8 exons. Lineage: Eukaryota; Viridiplantae; Streptophyta; Magnoliopsida; Proteales; Proteaceae. Gene Ontology annotation, cellular component: mitochondrial inner membrane. The record is from RefSeq and is a predicted model, not a curated record. The coding region runs from base 67 to 1464 and encodes 465 amino acids. Gene Ontology annotation, biological process: ubiquinone biosynthetic process. Gene Ontology annotation, molecular function: prenyltransferase activity.
UAUAAUCAAUUUAUAAUGAUUUAUAGCAUUCCGUAAUUCCGUUGGUUCUGCCACCGCCGAUUUUAAAUGCCGACCUCUUCUCGGCGGUGUUAUUGGUCCUUCAUUCACUUAGGAUCCGGAAACUCUCAGAAUACGCGGGAGAUUCAAUUCCCAAGAAAAGGGAUGGCGGCGUUUUGGAUCAGCCGUAGUUCUCGCAGGUUACGAUCCUCUCCGUUGUCUUACUCACUCAUUCAAUCCUUCUCCGAUCCCAUCUUCUCUUCGAAAACUCCCACUCCUUCAGAACCCUUCCACGAACCUUCAGUUUUUCCUAAAACCCUAGAAGCCAGAUAUAAGAGCAACAUUGGUUCUGGAUUUUACUCCGGGAAAUCCUACCGUUUCAAUUCGAAUCUUUCCAGUUUUUCCGUUGCUACCAUUUCUACAUCUUCUGGUGUAGUAGAGGGCACAAAAAAUGGUGGGAAUUGUCCCGGGGAGCAGGAAAGAUCGAAAUCCCAGGUGUCUUGGAUCGAUUUGUAUCUUCCUAAGGCUGUGCGUCCCUAUGCUCACCUUGCUCGAUUGGACAAGCCGAUUGGGACCUGGUUACUUGCUUGGCCAUGUAUGUGGUCAAUUACCUUGGCAGCAUCCCCUGGGAGCCUUCCCGAUUUUAAGAUGAUGUCACUGUUUGGUUGUGGAGCAUUGCUUUUGAGAGGUGCUGGAUGUACAGUCAACGACCUUCUUGACUCUGAUAUUGACAAAAAGGUUGAGCGCACGAAGUCGAGACCAGUUGCUAGUGGUCUUUUGACACCAUUUCAGGGUCUUAGCUUUCUUGGCGUUCAGCUUUUGUUGGGUCUUGGAAUUCUCAUUCAAUUGAAUAAUUAUAGCAUUGUCCUGGGGGCAUCUUCUUUGCUGCUAGUUUUUUCCUAUCCCCUUAUGAAGAGGCUGACCUUUUGGCCUCAAGCAUAUUUAGGUUUAACCUUUAACUGGGGAGCUUUAUUAGGAUGGGCUGCGGUCAAAGGAAGUUUAGAUCCAGCUAUUGCUCUCCCAUUGUAUAUUUCUGGAGUUUGUUGGACACUUGUUUACGACACAAUUUAUGCACAUCAGGACAAAGAAGAUGACUUGAAGGUGGGUGUUAAAUCCACAGCGUUGAGGUUUGGGGAUUUGACAAAGAACUGGGUUUCUGGAUUUGCAAUUGCAUGUAUUAGUAGUCUUGCUCUUUGUGGAUUUAAUGCAGAUUUGGGUAUUUUCUUGCUUCUGGCCUUCCAUGUUUGCUGGCCUUGGCUGAUAAUGAUUCUGACUUUCAUAACUAUAUUUUGUUGUACAGGAUGGCCAUACUAUGCCUCUCUGAUGGCUGCAUCUGGACAAUUGGCAUGGCAGAUUUGGACAGUUGACCUGUCAAGUCGUGCUGACUGCAGUAGGAAGUUUGUGUCAAAUAAGUGGUUUGGAGCUAUUGUCUUCAGCGGGAUCCUAGUUGGAAGACUAACAUCAUGAGAGCACAGGCUUUGAGUUGAAGAAUCAAGGAUCAUGCUAUAAAAGAUGGGUACCCAUUGCACUGCACAUUUACAAUUCUUUAAUGUCAGUUUCUAUGAAUCUCCCUAAUCUCUGCCAUGGAGUCGGUGCUUUGCCUAUCUGGAUUGACAUCGACUGACAUGCAAACAAAAAAUAUGGAUUUGAUACUGAAGUUCGGUGGAAUGGAGUUGCUACUUAGAAGAGUAUACCAACCUUCCUUUCUGAAGUUGGACCAUCGAAGAAAGCAAGGAUGGUUGUAUAUUUUUUUUGGGUGAAUGUAUAAUUUUUUUUUUUUUGAAUGCAUCAGCCUGGAGCCGAGAGGAUGGUUGUAUUGUUGUUUCUUCACUCCCCAUGUUUUUUUUCUCCCUCAAUCGCGGGUGCAUUGAUGUUGCCAUUUUGACCUGAAACAACUCACUGUGGAACGAGUGUAAAUUUAUUGAAGCAGUUGCUAACACAGAUUACAUAUUUAAAUAGUAAUGCUGAAAAAAUUGUUACA